ACAAGGUUAAAUACCUGACACAGAUUAAAAUUAAAUUAGAGAAAAGUGAAGGUCCUUCCAGGAGCUGGCGGUAACCUCUCCAGAGAAAUACUAUACUUCGAAGCCUAGGAACUGUCUGAAGUCAUAAAGAAAACUUGACAGAAAAAUGCUCGGGAACAUGACGCUGCCACUCCCGGUGUUUAUUGUAUAUCUGCUGUGGUUGAAAGACUAUCACUGUGCACCUACUUGGAAGGACAAAACUGCUGUCCACGGAGACCUGAAGGGUUUUGCCAAGGAUGGGGAGAUAGAUGCUGAUGAAGAGGUGAAGAAGGCUUUGGUUGGUAUGAAGCAGAUGAAAAUCAUGAUGGACAGGAGAGAGGAGGAGCAUGCAAAUCUAAUGAAAACCCUGAAGAAAUGCAGAGAAGAAAAACAGGAGGCCUUGAAACUUAUGAAUGAAGUUCAAGAAUACCUGGAAGAGGGAGAAAGGCUAUGCCAGGAGUCUCUGGCAGAUUCCUGGGACGAAUGCAAGUCUUGCCUGGAAAGUGACUGCAUGAGAUUUCAUGCAGCCUGCCGACCUCGCUGGUCCUCUAUGGAAAAUAUGAUUGAACAGUUUUUCAGGAAGAUAUAUGAAUUUCUGUUUUCUUUCCAUGAAGAUACUGAAAAAGAUCUCCCUUUUGGUGGAAAGGUCAUGGAGGAAGAUGCACAAGUGACCCAGAUAGAGCAUGUGUUCAGCCAGCUGACAGUGGACGUGAGAUUUCUCUUUAACAGGAGUUUUAAUGUCUUCAAACAGAUGCAGCAAGAAUUUGACCAGGCUUUUCAGUCAUAUUUCAUGUCAGAUACAGACUUACUUGAGCCUUACUUUUUUCCAGCUUUAUUCAAAGAGCCAAUGAGAAAAGCAAGUCCUGUGCAAAGCUGGGACAUUCCCAGCUUCUUUCAGCUGUUCAGUGAUUUCAGUCUCUCCGUUUAUCAAAGUGUCAGCACAGCGAUUACUGAGACGCUGAAUGCCACAGACGAUUCACCCAAACAACACAAAGACGCUGACCCUGCAAACCAGAGUUCAAAGACAGUACCUGUGCAAGACAGAGGGCUGUGUGGAGAACGUGGCCAGAAUUUGUCAGAAUGUGUCCAAGUUCAUGCAAGAUGCCAAAAAUGUCAGGAUUACCUAUGGAAAGAUUGUCCUGAUGUUCCUGAACUACAUACAAAAGUGGAUGAGGCCCUUAAACUGGUCAACAUAUCCAAUCAGCAGUAUAUCCAGAUUCUGCAGGUGACUCAGCAUCAUUUGGGGGAUACUACAUAUCUGAUGGAGAAGAUGAGAAAGGAAUUUGGCUGGGUGACUGAACUGGCAAACCAGACUCCAGAAACCGAGAAGAUCUUCAACUCCAUAAAGGUAGUUCCAGGCAUUCACCAAGGAAAUUUUUCCAAACAAGAUGAAACAAUGAUGGACUUAAGCAUUCUGCCUUCCCCGAAUGUCACGCUGCAGAUCCCUCUUGAAGAAAGUGCUGAGAGUUCUAACUUUGUAAGAAGAUCUGAUACAUCCUACCUCCAGCAAGUAGAAUCAUCACCUUAGCUGAGACCUGAAAAUCCUGGAACACACAGAAUAACAACAAAUGUAGUUGCAGGGAUGUUUGUCAUUUACAUGUUAAGGAGUAUUGUUAAUUCUCUGAGGUUGAAUGGCAGUCUAAAAACUAUUCACAUUGAGUUACAAUAAAAAUUCAUUUUCAAAAUACCAAAUGUACAUAUUACUAUAUUCUAUGGUACAUUAAUAGUUCUUUAUAUGUAUUUGUAUAUUAAACAUUAAAUCACCAA
Messenger RNA from Phyllostomus discolor (pale spear-nosed bat), 1785 nucleotides. RefSeq names its product clusterin like 1 (gene CLUL1). NCBI's taxonomy places the organism in Eukaryota, Metazoa, Chordata, Mammalia, Chiroptera, Phyllostomidae. The record is from RefSeq and is a predicted model, not a curated record. The coding region runs from base 146 to 1546 and encodes 466 amino acids. The transcript has 10 exons.